Hermetia illucens (black soldier fly) is the source of this 2414-nucleotide messenger RNA. RefSeq names its product ELAV-like protein 2. The coding region runs from base 1171 to 2187 and encodes 338 amino acids. Lineage: Eukaryota; Metazoa; Arthropoda; Insecta; Diptera; Stratiomyidae. Gene Ontology annotation, molecular function: RNA binding. Gene Ontology annotation, cellular component: ribonucleoprotein complex. The record is from RefSeq and is a predicted model, not a curated record. The transcript has 4 exons.
AACAAACCCUGUUCGCGUUAAGUUCUAUUCUACUAGACACAACACACCACAUUAGAACUUGAGUUUUUCGGCCUCUCUGUUGUGUACGUACACAUAUCCAUAUCAAUUUUCAUGGUUUUUCGGUUAGAAUAAUUUCCUUUUGAAGGCUCAAUUGCAAAAUCGAUCUGAAAUUUUGAAAAUCGUGCGAAACAAAUCCAAAAGGAAACGGGUCGUGAAUAUCGUGAAGCGUUCAUCCCCAUUUUGCCGAGUUGAAAAGUUAGCCAGCCCCCCCUCGUGAUCCAGGGACUCCAAUUUCCAAAAGGUGCAAAUGUCGCCGCAUUUAUAAGAUCGGUGUUCGAAUUUCCUUUCAUUACCGUCAAAAUUUCCGUUUUAUAGUGCAAUUUCCACUUUCCACGGUAUCAUUUGAUCGGUUCUCGCGUAAAAUCCGUAACCGCGAAAUAAGCCGACCCCUCCUCUUUUCAUAGUGAAAUUUUAGCAAAAUUUAGUGUCUGUCCGCUGUGCAGAUAAGAUUAUGCUUGCUAGUGUGCUGCAGCGAAAAGAUAAAAGAUAAAGUUGAGCAAUAGUUAAUAUUUUAAAAGUUACUGUAACAAGUGAGCUAAGAUACUCGUACUUUGAUAAAAAUUUACAAAAAUUCCAUUAGCGAAAUACUAACAUUCACUACUACUCUUACAAUCCAUGGGAGGAAAAUUUUUGGGAGUAUUUUACCGAAAUUACGUGAAGCUACAAAUAUAUAAGUAUUAGGAGUAUUGAAAAUUUAUAACGGAAAUAUACAAUUAGAGAAAAUACGAAGAAGAGCAAUACUAUAAUAUAAGGCGGCCACAUCCACCCGGAAGUGAGGGAAAACUCCAAGGACUUCGCAUCCAAUCUCACAAACAUCAUCAGAAAAAUCAACAAAACUUCGUGUGCAAUACGAGAUUUCAAUUCAAUCGAACGGACCGAAUAACAUUUUAUCAAAAGUUUAGACGAAUUUCACAUCGAUAGCUCUCAAUUCAGUUCAUCUGUACACUGAAGGACAAUCAAACAAUUCAGCAAAGUGUGCUACCAAAAAAAAAAAAAUCAUCUUACUACGAAAAACGACCUGUUAACUCUUAACACAAAUCAGGUGACACGCUUAUACGGCAAGGAUUUAACAGAAUAACGUCCACCAAAAUUCGUGAAACAUCGAACAAAAUGAUUGCUAACGGUUUAGAUAAUAGUCAACAAAACGGUCGAGCUGGCUCCAUAAGUAGCGGACAAGAAGAUGCCAAGACAAAUCUUAUAGUUAACUAUUUACCACAGACAAUGACCCAGGAGGAGGUCAAGUCCCUAUUCUCGAGCAUUGGUGAAUUGGAGAGUUGCAAACUGAUACGGGACAAGGUCACUGGGCAAAGCUUAGGAUACGGUUUCGUGAACUACCAGCGAUCCGAGGAUGCCGACAAAGCAGUUCACACAUUCAACGGUUUAAGAUUACAAAAUAAGACAAUAAAAGUUUCUUUUGCUCGUCCCAGUUCCGAUGCAAUCAAAGGUGCUAACUUGUACGUAUCAGGACUGUCUAAGAGUAUGACACAACAAGACUUGGAGAAUAUCUUCAGCCCCUAUGGUCAGAUCAUAACAUCUCGGAUCCUUUGUGAUAACAUCACUGGACUAUCCAAGGGUGUAGGAUUUAUUAGAUUCGACCAACGAGCUGAGGCCGAACGGGCUAUUCAAGCGCUGAACGGGACUACACCGAAAGGAGCUACUGAACCAAUAACAGUCAAAUUUGCCAAUAAUCCUAGCAAUAAUCUGAAUAAGGCACUUCCACCGCUAGCAGCAUACCUAACGCCUCAAUCAAAUCGACGCUUCCCUGGGCCUAUUCAUCACCCAACGGGACGGUUCAGAUUUUCACCACUGACGGGAGAUCUUCUUGGAAAUGCUAUACUUCCCACCAAUGCUAUAAAUGGUUCUGGUUGGUGUAUAUUUGUUUAUAAUUUAGCACCGGAAACAGAAGAGAAUGUACUUUGGCAACUUUUUGGACCAUUCGGUGCCGUACAAUGUGUGAAGGUUAUUAAGGAUUUGCAAACUAAUAAAUGUAAGGGAUUCGGUUUCGUUACGAUGACGAACUAUGAUGAGGCUGUGGUAGCUAUACAAUCAUUGAAUGGCUACACUCUUGGUAAUAGGGUUUUACAAGUCAGUUUUAAAACGAAUAAUACUAAGAAUAAAACUAAUUAAAUGAUUAAUUAUUAAGUUUUUAUCUACGAAAAAAGUUAAGAUUAAUCAAAUGUAUUUUACAUGCUUUUGUUCGAGUUUUUUCGUUUUAAUCUGCUUGUAAAAUUUAAUAUAAAUAAAAACCUAAGCAAAAGCAAUGGAAUUUAAUUUUGAAUUAGCGAAAACUGUUACUUCAGGUGGCAUGUGGGUCAUACUAAUCUGUUUUCAUUUUUUUAGUUAUUAUUAAUUAC